Messenger RNA from Peronospora matthiolae, 972 nucleotides. The record is from the annotation of a GenBank genome assembly. NCBI's taxonomy places the organism in Eukaryota, Oomycota, Peronosporomycetes, Peronosporales, Peronosporaceae.
AUGACCAUCUCCCGCAACGUGUACAACCAGCUCUUCGAGCAAGCGCCCGACGCGUCCGAUGGCAGCAAAGAGAAGGUCAUUCGUCUGCGUCCGACCGAGGCGAAAGCAGGCGCCGUGGUUAUGUCGGCCAAGAGCAAGAUCCAGAUGUGGACGAAAGACGAGCACGAGCGCUUCCUCGCGGCUUUGGAGAAGUUCCCUGCUGGACCAUGGAAGAAAGUGGCAGAUUUCAUCGGUACCAAGACGCCGAGACAGACGAUGACUCAUGCGCAGAAGUACCGGCAGAAGAUCCACCGGCGGCAGCGAGGGCUGCGCAACCAGAAGAAGAGCAGCGAGGGGUCGGCUGCGCUCAAUGGCAGCAGCACUAGCAGCUGUAGUGCCAGUGUCAAUAGCAGCAACACUGAGAGUCCAGCGGUGCUGCUUGACAAGGAGACAACACUGAAGGGAGAGCCUAAGGAUCUCAUUGUGUCGCCCUACGGCGUGGCCGAACUGCAGCUGACACCAGGCUCGGAGGCUGCACUGGCAGCGGCAGCAGGUGCGACAAAUGACCAGCUGCUGAACAUUUUGGCUCAGCAGGCCACGACGAUCCACGACAAGCCAGAGCUCAUGGAAAUGGACGAAGCAGGGACAAUUUCAGUAGAUGAUGCCGCCGUGAAACCAGAUGCUGCAGUUGUAGCUGAAGCUACAGCUACAACUGCAGACGACUCUACGAACAAUAACUUGCCUUCGCUAGCCGAGAUUCUGCACUUGAGCGGCGGUGAAGGGCAGACCGCGGCUGCUGGGGAGACAGAAGUAGCGCCACCAGUGAGUGAGGCAAAGACAGAGGCGAAGCUCAAGGCCGAGGCCACCGAGAUCGAGCCAGGGCCGCAGGAUGUGCCAGAGGAGUGCAAGUGUAACUGCAAAUGCAGUGUGCAUGGCGGUAGAAAGAUAGUUGUGGAAGUGUCGGCAACGCAGCCCCGAUCCGAGGAUACCUGA